AUGGCGUCUGUCAGAGUAGCCGCCGACCCCCGUCAGCAAUUCACGCAGUAUGAAAUCGACGAGCUUUUAUCGCGUAUAUCAUCGGGAGCCAGCAGCAACGCUGUGGACGCGAUCAUGGCGUCGGGAGCGGCGCGGCAUUUGGCAGUGCGGCUCCUCACAGGUGGAACUGUCGUGGACGAGCCGCGUCCGCACAGCGCGGCGGCUGGCGGGAGGAGGACGGGCACGAGGCCGGAGCGCCCCUUGACGGCCGCGGGGAGGUGCGGCAGCGGCGGCAGGAGACUGAGCAGCGGGCUCGGGCGGCAGACAGUAGGAGACGAGCGCGGAAGGAAGGGGAAGGAGGCGGGGGUCUGGGCGGUGUGCGAUAGGCUGAUGGCAGAAAACGACAAGAGCACGACGCCGAGAGAGGGCGGUGCGGGGAGCCCGAGGGGUAACGCAGGGGAACAGAGACGGACAGGUUUGAAGGAGGUGCGGGGAGGUGACGUAAGGGAGCAUAGUGCACACGGCGACUGCUGCAAAGCGCAGGAGAUGCUGACGCGGCAGGUGGACGGGCUGACGCGGCAGGUGGAAGAGCUGACUCACACCAACGCGCAGCUGAGGGAGAUGCUGCAGGUGCGGUCGGGGGAGGUGCAGCGCGCGGAGGAGGCGCUGAAGGUGGCGCAGGGGGAGCGGGACGCCCUGGCGCAGGAGAUGGAGGCCGCCCUGCACACCUGGAUGGCCCCCACGCCCAGAGCCGCCACGCCUGGGGCGGAUGUGACUAACACGAGCGUGACAAUAGAGGAGCAUGCGGCAGUGGUGGGGCGGGUGGCAGCAGUGGAGAGGGAGAACCAGGAGCUGUGGGCGAUGCUGGAGGGGCUCAGCGCACAGAGGGAGGCGGAGCUCAGGCAGACCGAGGGGCUGCGCAUGAGGGUCAAGUGCAUGGCAGCGGCUGCUGGCAGCCCGGCCAGCACAGGCAAGAAUGGUGGCGGGUCACCUGAUGUCAGCACCAUGUCGGAGGCGAGCGCGAACUCGUCGGGUUUCAACCUCUCAGUGACCCCUGUGACGCUUCUAGUGCCUGUCAACCCCAACCAGCUCUGCCGCUCCCUCAAGGGGUUCAAGGCGCGUUCACUCCUCCGCCUCCUCGCGUUCCACAUCGUCAAAGGGCUCUACACGCAGGAGAGGUUGACAGCUUUGCCUCGCGGCGCCAGAAUGCGCACCUUCUUUCGCCACCACUCGAUUCGUAAGGUCAAUGGGCCGUUGCUGCCGGACUCGGCCCUUCUCUCUGGCUAUCCUCCCCUGUGGAAGAGGCUGGGCGGAAUAUUCCAGAGGAAGAAGAAGCCGGGGAAGUUGUGGGAGCGGGUGCUGCCUGUUCAGGUCCUGCUGUUUGAUGUCUACACUACACCUUUCUUCACCGUUCACAUUGUGUCUGGAUUAAUACUCACAUGGGGGUUGGCAUGA
Molecule: messenger RNA, 1434 nt
Organism: Closterium sp. NIES-65
Lineage: Eukaryota; Viridiplantae; Streptophyta; Zygnematophyceae; Desmidiales; Closteriaceae
Source: the annotation of a GenBank genome assembly